AUUGGCCGAGCCCCCGGGCCCUCCCCGCAUCUCUUCUCCCACCCCGGGUGAAAACUGCGGGCGCCGGGCAGGGUGCAGCAACUGGAGGCGGCGGCGCGUCGGAAGGAGGCUGCUGCGGCGGAGGACCGGAGCCCAGGUGGACUGAGCUCUCGGCAACAUGAAACCCACCAUUGGCAUCGCUCUCUUGCUGACAGUCUUGCAGGUGGCCCGUGGGCAGAAGGUGACCAGCCUGACAGCCUGCCUCGUGGACCAGAGCCUUCGUCUAGAUUGCCGCCAUGAGAACACCACGAGCCUGCCCAUUCAGUACGAGUUCAGCCUGACCCGGGAGACAAAGAAGCACGUGCUCUAUGGCACUGUGGGGGUGCCUGAGCACACAUACCGCUCUCGAACCAGCUUCUCCAGCAAGUACAACAUCAAGGUCCUCUACUUAUCCGGCUUCACCACCAAGGAUGAGGGACUCUACACAUGUGAACUCCGCCUCUCUGGCCAGCCUCCCACCAUCUCCAACAAGAAUGUCUCUGUGCUCAGAGACAAACUGGUCAAGUGUGAGGGCAUAAGCCUGCUGGUCCAGAACACCUCGUGGCUGCUGCUGCUCCUGCUCUCCCUGCCCCUCCUGCAGGCCAUGGAUUUCAUUUCCCUGUGACUGGUUGGGCCCAUGGAGUAUACAGGAAGCCACAGGCCCAGUCCAGAGAGCCUACUUCUCUGAGUCUGCUAACCCCCUCCCCCCAAUGCCUCACACACCUCGGGGAGAAAUGGGGACCCCACCCCUCCUAAGGAAUCCCAGUGCUGCAUGCCAUUAUCCACCCUCUCUGCCACUGCCACCUCGUACCCUCUCCGCACGCCACUGGCUAUUUGCACUCUUUGUUCCAGAGCUGCUUCUGUCUGGUUUAUUUAGGGCUUUUCCUUCCUUUUCUUUGGAGUUCGUGAAAAGGGAAGCCAGGGCUGGGAACCUGAUGGAGAGUGAGGGGAUGGGAGGGGUGUAGGAUGGAGGGAUAUCAGCCCCUGGCAGGUGGAAGAUCAUCCUUGCCCACUGGGACCAGGGGCCUGGGAGAGACCUGGAUGAGGAGAGGGGAGGGGGUCAGCAGGCAGGAAUGGCACCUGCAGACCCUGUAUGUGAGGGCACCGCCAAGCACUUGUGGCCCGUCAUGUGAGGACAGGACUGAGCAUCUCCAGGAGCACUUUCUGCCACAGCAAAAAAGCUGUCUUCUUAUCCCUGCAGAAGUUCCCAAGGGGCCUGGGUCCACUGAAAAUGCAGGUUCUGCCCGGAAAGUGGUGCUGAUGGGUUGGAGAGGCAGGGUAGAAGGGAGAGUCCCUCAUCUGCCCCAGCUGAGGAAGCUAAAACUGGGAGCCUAGUGUCUCUCACCAGCUCAGCCAGAGUUGGGAGGAUGGCAGAGGAGGACACGCCCCCUCCCAGGCUAUCCCAAGCUCCUGAGAGCUCUUGGAACUCUGACCUGGAGACAGUAAGUCAGGCCAGGUGGAGCCCCGGAGCCGCCCAGAGUGGCCCAAGUGUUUCUCUUGGAGGCUCUUCCUUCCUCCCCUAUCAGUGCCUCAGCCUUCAGACACCCCCUGCCCCCUAGGCCUGCCUUCUCAGGACCUCUGGGGGGCCUGAGGCAGGCCGUUGGGUGAGACCCAUGAAUGGGACAUGCCUCAAGAGAUGGCUUUUCCCAACACCCAGCCCCCCACCCGGCGGCCCUGCCCUGUCUCGUGACCAUGUGUAGUGCCACCACAGCUUACGGCAUCUCAUUGGGGAAAAAGAAUACUGUACAAUAAAACCAAGCCUCUGGAAUCCA
Molecule: messenger RNA, 1790 nt
Organism: Vicugna pacos (alpaca)
Lineage: Eukaryota; Metazoa; Chordata; Mammalia; Artiodactyla; Camelidae
Source: RefSeq, a predicted model, not a curated record